UAUCGUCACAGCUCCAACAAUUAUACCAUGGCAACCCACAAGCACGAUAAUAAACGUAUUAAGUUUAGAAAUUAAAAUGAUGUUAAUUGUGAAUUUUUGUGAUUUCGUUUGACUAAAUUGAUUUGAAGAUUUUUUUUUUUUUUUCUUUUCAAUUAUGUGCAGUUUUAAUAGUUUCUGCACAAGUCAUCACAAUAGAGGGACUUAUCACUUCUUUCCGAAUGCAUCUCCAAAUGCGAUACUGAAGGGGCCUGUAAACUGCCACUUGAAGCGGGUCACCAUGACAGCAGAGGAGACUAUCAACAUCAAGGAGGCCGAAGUCGUCAAGUUGGUCCUCGACUUCCUCAGCUCCAGGAAGCUGCACAUCAGUAUGUUGGCCUUAGAGAAGGAGAGUGGCAUCAUUAACGGUCUCUACUCCGAUGACAUGCUGUUUCUCAGGCAACUCAUUCUGGAUGGUCAGUGGGAGGAGGUGAUGCAAUUCAUCCAGCCUUUGGAAGGGUUGGACAAAUUUGACAAGAAAAGGUUUCAUUAUAUCAUUCAGAAGCAGAAGUUUCUUGAAGCUCUGUGUGUAAAUAAUGCCAUAUCGGCAGCUGAAGAUCACCAAAAUCUAGAACUUACCAUGCAAGAAGCUGUCAAGUGCCUGCACCACCUGGAGGAGUUCUGCCCAUCUAAGGAAGACUACAGCAAACUAUGUCUUCUCCUUACGUUGCCCCGCCUUACCCACCAUGCUGAGUUCAAGGACUGGAACCCGAGUACGGCGCGCGUGCACUGUUUUGAGGAGGCAUGUGUAAUGGUCGCUGAGUUCAUUCCAGCAGACAGAAAGCUAAGUGAGGCAGGCUUCCGAGCGAGCGGGAACCGCCUCUUCCAGCUACUUAUCAAAGGAAUCCUUUAUGAGUGCUGUGUUGAAUUCUGCCAGAGCAAGGCAACGGGAGAAGCGAUAACAGAGAGCGAGGUAUUGCUCGGUGUAGACUUGCUCAACGGGAAUGGUUGCGAUGAACUGGAUCUGUCACUGCUGUCCUGGCUGCAAAACCUUUCUGCUGGUGCAUUUUCAUGUGCCUUUGAACAGAAGACCCUCAAUAUCCAUGUUGAUCGCCUUGUGAAGCCCAGCAAGACUGGGCACGCUGACCUCCUCACCCCUCUAAUUAAUCGCCUUUCCCCCUGCCCAUCCUCACCUUUCCACCAAAGGCCUCACUCAGCUGACACGUACAUGUCCAGAUCCUUGAACCCAGCUCUGGACGGACUGUCGCACGGCUUGGCAGCCCAGGACAAAAGAGGCGUUGAGGUCAAUAUGAAAUCAGCCUUAAGUCGAAGCUUGGUGGAGAAUAAUGUCCAUCAACUGGAUGAUUCCCCUGAAAAAAAGCACCCACGGGUUUUGGAAGGUCCCAAGGUCACACGGACGCCUCUGGCUCCUGGGAGAGAUGGUGGAACAGCAGGCACAGAAACAGUUGAGUCUACCGACUCGACAGAAAAUAUGCAGGAGUACUACAGGCAGCGUCUGCGUGUACAACAGCAUCUGGAGCAGAAGCAACAGCAGAGGCAGCUUUACCAGCAGAUGCUGCUUGAGGGUGGGGUGAAACCACUUGACGGAGCACAAAAAAACCUCACUGAGACCUUCCUCACUAGAUCCAUUCAGAAACUAGAGGAGAUGAACAUCGGCAUUGACCACCAUGGAGAUAAGGUGACACAACUGGGCCAGCUUUGUAAUGGUGUGGCAGAUGACCCCACUAUCAAUGAUCCAAGGAUGGUACAAGGGGCAAAGCCUGGUGGUGCAAGCAGUCAUUGCCUGCAACAUGUGAGAGAUUCCCCAGUUCCUACAAGCACUGAGAUGGUUGGAGGCCCAGUGAAAGAUGAUUCCAGCAGCCGGAUGACACGCUGUACAACCCAGCAGCUAGGAAUAUCUAAAACCCAGUUUGUCAGAGUGAACCAACUUGAAGACACACAGGCAGUACGAUCUGUGGCUUUCCAUCCCUCAGGAUCACUUUAUGCUGUUGGUUCCAACUCUAAAACUCUUAGAGUCUGUGCCUACCCUGACACCCUAACAAGCAGGUCUGGACCAGUCAUACGCAUUAACACAUUAGAUGCCGUCAAGCAGCCAGUGGUCCGCUUCAGAAGGAAUAAACACCACAAAGGUAGCAUCUAUUGUGUUGCCUGGAGCCACUGCGGACAGCUUUUAGCCACUGGAUCCAAUGACAAAUAUGUCAAAGUUCUCCCUUUCAGUGCCGACAGCUGCAAUGCGACAGGUCCUGAUCUGGAGUUCAGCAUGCAUGACGGAACCAUCAGGGACUUAGCCUUCAUGGAGGGUCCUGAGAGUGGAGGGUCCAUCUUGGUUAGUGCAGGAGCUGGAGACUGCAACAUCUACACCACUGACUGUCAUAGAGGACAGGGCCUUCAUGCUUUGAAUGGACACACAGGCCACAUUCUGACUCUUUACACAUGGGGAGGGUGGAUGAUUGCAUCAGGAUCCCAGGACAAAAUGGUCCGCUUCUGGGACCUGCGGGUUCCAAGUUGUGUGCGUGUUGUGGGUACAACCCUCCAUGGCUCAGGAAGUGCAGUAGUUUCGGUGGCAGUAGAUCCCAGUGGCCGACUGCUUGCCACUGGACAGGAGGACAGCACCUGUAUGUUAUAUGACAUCAGAGGAGGCCGCAUAGUCCAGACAUACCGCCCCCACAGCAGUGACAUUCGUUCAGUACGCUUCUCACCUGGAGCCCAUAACCUUCUCACUGGUUCCUAUGACAACAAAAUCAUCAUCAGUGACCUGCAAGGUGACCUCACAAAACCACUCCCGCAGAUGUUGGCAGGGGAACACUGGGACAAAGUGAUCCAGUGUAGAUGGCAUCCCAAAGACCAAACCUUCCUGUCAUCCUCCGCUGAUCGGACUGUUGUCCUGUGGGCUCCCAGCCCCUGAGAUUUGGUGUACAAAAGCCAAAAUGUGUAGCGUGCACACCGUGAACAUAAAGUAUAUCCCAGAGCGGAAUCACAAACUAACAUACGUUAAUGUUUUUGUGCCAUUGCAUUAAGCUGUAUGUGAUUUUGUGCCAUAGCAAAAAUUGGAAUAUGUGUCUAUGCUGUACACACAGAUGUAUGACAAGCAGGCAAAAUUUGUUUCCUAUUUUUUAAAUACUUGUUACUGUAUAUCACGCAAUCAAAAAUUUCUAAACAUAUUUUUUUUAAGAAGGUGACGAUAGGAGAGGGUGUCAAAAUUCUAAAACCAGGAACAUGAAGUUGUCAUAUCAACAAAUAACAGCUUUGUGUCCUACUAAGUAACUAAAAUAAUCUGACCAAUUAUAUUUUAGCUAGCAACAAGCACUUUAAAUGUAGAGAAUAUCUGAGGUUGGCAUGGUGAAUUUAUUAUUAUUAGUAUUUUUAAUACGCGGAUUGUUAAAUAUCUGACAAUGCAGUAACUACUGAUGAAAAAAAAAGUCCAAAAUGAACUAAAAAUACAAAGGGUUUGUAGUAAUGCUCUUGAAUGCUAAAGUGAGAAAUUUAUUGCAUAAUGUGCCUUUUUAAACCUUAUUAAGAGAUUUAGGUUUGCUCUUGCAAUUGAAAUAUGUAUUCAUUCAUUUAUUUGUGCGUUUUUUUUUGUGGUUUUUUUUUUUUACAUCAUUGUAACCACCUUGAUAUGUACACUUUUGUAGUGUCACUAUCUAUACAAAUUUUAUGUCUGGUAAAAUUAUUUCAUUGCACAAAAUUGUUCAACACAUUAUCUUGUAAAUGUGUCAAAUGUGUUUGGUUGCACAAAAAUACAAUUAAUUAAUUGCUCUAUUGACAUAGAUUAUUGCUGUUCAACGGGAUGCAUGAACUUUCUGACAUUUGACGUACAGUGAAAGAUUAGCACAAGUGAUGUUUGUUGUUAGAUGAGGUGAUGUUCACUUAAUAAAAAUACUGUGAUAAGUGUUGAAUCACUGAGCUUCAGUUCUGGCAUUUACAUUAACUGUGAUGUGAGAUGCUGAAUAAUCUUUAAAAAAAAAAGGCAUUUGGUGACACCAUCCACUGACUCAUGAAUCUUCUACUUAUCCUGUUCAUGGUCACGCUGAACUGGGGCCUAUCACAGCUGACAUUUACACUUUUUACUCGCGCACUUUAAAUGCAGAGGUUAUGCAAAUGACAAUAUGCCAAUAGAUGUUAGACCUAGUUACCAGUACUAUGCAGAAAGGUUUUGUUGACUGACAUGGUUGUCCAUUGUAUUAAAUCUUGUUGUUUGGCUUGCACAUAGUUUCAAUUCAACCAACCUCAAUUUAUUUUACACUGUAUAUUGUUUGUAUGUGAUGAACAAUGUUUCAUUAGCCCAGUUGUACACCAUGUUUGUCUCAUCAUUGUGAUGUUAUAUUUGUGGGUCACAUUGGGAUCUUUUAUUGAUCUGACUUACCUGUAAAGGGCCAUUACAGUUCAAUGGAUUCAAAUAAA
Molecule: messenger RNA, 4401 nt
Organism: Corythoichthys intestinalis (scribbled pipefish)
Lineage: Eukaryota; Metazoa; Chordata; Actinopteri; Syngnathiformes; Syngnathidae
Product: WD repeat-containing protein 47-like
Exons: 15
Coding region: 155-2902 (915 amino acids)
Molecular function (GO): protein binding
Source: RefSeq, a predicted model, not a curated record